CUGCCCGCGGUAAUUCUUGCAUUCGUCAAUUUGUCGUUCUUUUCCUCGAAACAAUUCCUUAAAACCUUCAUCAUGUUCAGAUCAGCUGUUCUACGGUCCGUUCGUGGCGUCUCGAAGCUUGCUGUUCGCAGCCAAAGCACUUUUGUCCGUCCCGUUUUCCAGGCCCCAUCCGCCCUGUCUACCCGUUUCACUCCAGCUGUUUCAUUCCAAGCUGUGCGAUGCUAUUCGGCACCAGCUGGUCUAGCAAAGGACGAAGUCGAGGGAAGAAUUGUUGAUCUGCUGAAAAACUUUGACAAGGUCAAGGAUGCAUCGAAGAUUACACCCACUUCUCACUUCGCAAACGAUCUUGGGUUGGAUAGCUUAGACACUGUGGAGGUUGUUAUGGCAAUUGAGGAGGAAUUCAGCAUUGAAAUUCCCGACAAGGAGGCCGAUGCCAUCCACAGCAUUGAUAAUGCUGUUGGAUAUAUCUUGUCUCAGCCGGACGCUCACUAAAAUAUAUAAUUUUCGGAUAGCAAAGAGGUUAAGGGAGAAUUUUUCUGGGUGCAAGCAGCGAAUGAAUGGCUAUUUCCUGGGAAUGGGACCAUGUACAUUUUUUAUUUUGCUGCAGAAAUCAUUUGAGGAGUUCUGCAAUCACUAUCGUCAUCGCAUAUUAAAACAUUCUCUAAGAUCACGCUGCUUAUGUGCCUCGUGAGAAUACAACGCUUGAUUGCCUUAAGCCUUUGAGCACUUGUCCUUCUCUUGUCCUUCUCUUGUCCUUCUCUUGUCCUUUAAUGAGCUCCCUUGCUCAGCGACCAAUGAAAUGCGGCGGCUCAAGCUUAGCGAAGUAGGCGAUCUGUAGACUACCCUCGUAAUGUCGCAUAUUCCAACCCCC
Messenger RNA from Xylona heveae TC161, 871 nucleotides. RefSeq names its product putative acyl carrier protein. The record is from RefSeq and is a predicted model, not a curated record. Gene Ontology annotation, biological process: fatty acid biosynthetic process. NCBI's taxonomy places the organism in Eukaryota, Fungi, Ascomycota, Xylonomycetes, Xylonales, Xylonaceae. Bases 73 to 492 code for a protein of 139 amino acids. The transcript is spliced from 6 exons. Gene Ontology annotation, cellular component: mitochondrion. Gene Ontology annotation, molecular function: acyl carrier activity; acyl binding.